This is a messenger RNA of Aspergillus saccharolyticus JOP 1030-1, 2192 nucleotides long. Its product is annotated as nucleobase:cation symporter-2 family protein. Lineage: Eukaryota; Fungi; Ascomycota; Eurotiomycetes; Eurotiales; Aspergillaceae. Bases 127 to 1884 code for a protein of 585 amino acids. Gene Ontology annotation, molecular function: xanthine transmembrane transporter activity. Gene Ontology annotation, cellular component: fungal-type vacuole; membrane. The transcript is spliced from 3 exons. The record is from RefSeq and is a predicted model, not a curated record. Gene Ontology annotation, biological process: transmembrane transport; xanthine transport.
AGAUUCUGGGUCGGUCUCAAGCUAUUAUUCCCCAGAUCCAGUCUGAGGUGAGACUUUGUCUAGAUCACAAAUCAACCCGGCAAUCUAAAGCUAUUGCUCUCUUCAUAGCCCCACACUCAGCCCAGCAUGGAUGGACCUGAUCAAAUCGGUCCCGACAUGCGACCCAAGCGGUCCUGGCGGGAGAAGACCCGGCGGAUUGUCAAAACCUUCACUACCAGGGAGGGACUGGUCGGUGACUACGAUUAUGCAUACCUGUUUACACCUAACAUCCCUUUCCUAAGCCGAACUCGCAGAUCGGCUCCCUUUUUCGGACUGGAGGACAAAGUCCCAGUGCUAUUGGCACUUCUCUUAGGACUACAACAUGCGCUGGCUAUGUUGGGAGGAGUUAUCUCGCCCCCCAUCUUGAUCGGUGGCACGAGUGGUGCCAACUUCGGAACGAAAGACUACGAAUACCUCGUUUCAACCUCGCUUAUCGUUUCCGGGUUGUUGUCUGCCGUACAGAUGGCCCGGUUUCACAUUUACAAAACUCGCUUCUAUGUUGGAACUGGUCUCAUCUCUGUUGUUGGGACCUCGUUCGCUACCAUCACAGUAUCAUCGGGAACGUUCAAUCAGAUGUAUACUUCAGGAUACUGUCCGGUCGAUAGCGAUGGCAACCGCCUACCUUGUCCGAAAGGUUAUGGUGCUCUCCUGGGCACCUCGUGUUUGUGUUCCUUGCUUGAAAUCGGCUUGUCCUUCAUGAGCCCUCGAAUCCUCAAGCGCGUCUUUCCACCAUUGGUGACUGGUCCGACGAUUUUGUUGAUUGGAGCAAGCUUGAUCCAGUCGAGUAUGGAGGACUGGGCAGGUGGCUCGGGAACCUGCUUUACAGACGCGGCCAGCCGUGCACUGUGUCCCAGUGCAGACUCGCCACAUGCGCUUCCAUGGGGAAGCCCGGAGUUUAUUGGACUAGGCUUUUCAGUCUUCGUGACGAUCAUCUUGUGCGAACGAUUCGGCGCUCCGAUGAUGAAGUCCUGUGCCGUCAUUAUUGGCCUGCUGGUUGGAUGCAUCAUCGCCGCCGCUUGCGGGUACUUUGAUCGGUCGAGCAUUGACGCUGCCCCCGUGGCCUCAUUCGUUUGGGUCCGCACCUUCCCUUUGACGAUCUACGCACCUCUGAUCCUUCCCUUGCUAGCCGUGUACAUUGUGGUAAUGAUGGAGUCGAUUGGCGACAUCACAGCCACUUGCGAUGUGUCUCAGGUAGAGGUGGCGGGGCCUGUCUUUGAUUCCAGAGUCCAGGGUGGUGUGUUGGGCAACGGAUUCACCUGUCUGCUGGCCGGACUGUGCACGAUUACCCCUAUGUCUGUCUUUGCCCAGAACAAUGGUGUCAUCGCUCUGACCAAGUGUGCAAACCGCAAGGCGGGUUACUGCUGCUGUUUCUUCCUGGUUAUCAUGGGCAUCUUUGCGAAGUUUGCCGCUGCCCUUACGUCUAUCCCCAGUGCUGUGCUGGGUGGAAUGACGACUUUCCUUUUCUCCUCUGUGGCCAUCUCUGGAGUCCGCAUCAUUGCAACUGUACCGUUCACGCGGCGCAACCGCUUUGUGCUGACUGCUUCAUUCUCCAUUGGCAUGGGGGUCACGUUAGUGCCUACCUGGUUCUCAUACUUCUUCACCUACAGUGGCAACAACCGCGGUCUGACCGGUUUGCUUGAUGCGAUCGACCUGGUUAUGGACAAUGGUUUCGCUAUUACCGCCAUCCUCGGCGUGAUCUUGAACCUCAUCAUCCCUGAAGACGAGAAUGAGGAGGCAGCUGUUGUUGAGGCGAGUACUCAGCCUCAGACUGUGCAGCAGCCGGAAGAACCGGAAAAUGCCCAAUACAUGAAGGGAGAGCAUUCUUCUGGGGCUUCUGCCAUUUAAGGAAAAUUGCUCAUGUUUGUGUUUAUGUUCUGAAUUGGUUCUAGCCCUUGGGCGGCAGAUUGACGGAUUAGGAUACCCUUGAUAAGCGAUGGUCGAGUCUUUUUUGAUUUACGGAAUUAGAUUAAUGCAAUGAUGUUAUAAAUAUAUACUGUGUAUACCACUGCAUGAUAGGACUCUGAAGGGUCGACGUGUACGGAGGGUUGUCACUCAGACUCCCUCAACCACUUCACCGGGUGCCAGCAUUUUUAUAUAGCAAUGCUCGCCGGUCUCGAGGACAGUGAUAGGGUCAUUGACGCGAAGUGUAAAAU